Molecule: messenger RNA, 747 nt
Organism: Tilletiopsis washingtonensis
Lineage: Eukaryota; Fungi; Basidiomycota; Exobasidiomycetes; Entylomatales
Product: actin-like ATPase domain-containing protein
Exons: 4
Coding region: 1-747 (248 amino acids)
Source: RefSeq, a predicted model, not a curated record
AUGGCAGGAUUUCACGACGAGGUUGAACUGAAAUUUGCGGCUGAGGGCGAGGCCAAUCUGCACGCCUGGGCGCACAACAACUUCGCACGAAUUCAUCAGGGCCUCAAGGUCGUUGUCAUUGAUGCUGGUGGUGGUACAGUUGAUGUCUCUGCGUAUUGCGCUCGUCACGAUGAGGCUCAGCGGCUGGUCUUCGACGAGAUCGCUCCGGCCGGCUGUCUGCGCGCGGGCUCCACUACAAUUGACGAGCAAUUUUGGGACUUAGCGACCAAGAAGCUGCCCUCUCUGCGAGGCGUAGCUCGUGCGCGCAAAGACAAGGUAGUGAAGAAGUGGAGCGCAUUCAAGAGGCGACUCAAGGGCAAGAAGGGAUGCGUGGUGCCUCUUCAAGAGUGUCUCCAUGGCGAGCCUGCCAUGUAUGGCGCGGAAGGGUUUGACACCAAGAACGGCACGUGGAUGAUGACGAAGGAGGACGUUGCGCAUGCCUUUGAGCACUCCGUGGAAAGCACCACAGCCACCGUCAUCAAUACGCUGCGUGCUGCCUGCUCGAGCGGCGCAGACAGCUUUGACAUCCUCUUUGCAGGAGGCCUGAGCGAGAAUGACUACUUCCGAAGCGAGGUCCAAGCGCGACUGAAGGCACGCAAGCCAUGCAACGUCAAGGAGCUUCGGUAUGAACGUGUUGAAGCGCCCUAUCACAAGAGCGUAGCCGAAGGUGCGGUACUGUGCGCCGUCGACAACAUCAUUGCAAGGUGA